Sporisorium graminicola is the source of this 3138-nucleotide messenger RNA. RefSeq lists its product as uncharacterized. The record is from RefSeq and is a predicted model, not a curated record. NCBI's taxonomy places the organism in Eukaryota, Fungi, Basidiomycota, Ustilaginomycetes, Ustilaginales, Ustilaginaceae. The coding region runs from base 1 to 3138 and encodes 1045 amino acids. The transcript has a single exon.
AUGGUCUCACCUGCACAAGAGCAGCAGAUCGCCCAUAGCGUGGAACGGUUUCUUUCGAGUGAUGCGGCGCCUCUAUCCGACUACGACCGCGUAGUUUCGCGUCUUCUGCACGAUCGACUCUCGUCGUACUUUGAUGCCAGCCAAUGGCCUGUGCAACGACUCUUGGACUGUCUCAAAACGCUUUACGAACCUGUCUCUCAAGCCGACACAACCCCCGACACCGAACCCACCACACCUCCUCUGAGCUCCACCUGCGUUAUCGCCCAUCCCCCGGCUCAGCACCAAUCGCCUCGCUCGAGUAGGGCAAAGUCUUGCGUAUCAGGCCUUCGUCAGCUCAAAUGUUGGCCUGAUCUCAUUGCGCAUCACAAUUUUAUCUGGAAUGUCAUUGACAAAACGAGGAUUUUCAAGCCCAAUGUCGAAAUUUUUGCUUCAAGCAUCUUGGACGAAAGCAUUUGGAAGCAGCUUGUCGCUCACAUUCCAGAGCUAGAGGACGCCGCCGGUCGCCCGACUCAGUUUGUCUCGGCCUUGGCUUCGGCCUACUCUCACCUUCACACUUCAACCGCCUCCUUCGACUCCGAGCACGACUGUCUCGCGCUUGUGCUCGUCCACGCCGUCGUGUCCCUGCCCGUCAGCCCCAGAACGGCUGAAGUAGCAGACAGCAACGAUCAUUUUGCUUCCCAGUUCGGACGCACGUAUCGCGGGGAUGCGCACAGACGCUUCCUCGACUUUGUCUCGCAACUUGACCACGACUACGACCAGCUCGACAAGACUGAUCGCAAGCCUUAUUACCGAGGCACUCCCAUCGUCCAGUCGAGCGGUACAGGCAAAACGCGCAUGGUUCUUGAAUGCCGCCAUUUGACGCCUCUGCUCUACGUCUGCUUUCGUUCGAACGACGCUGUUGCCAACGCUAAGGCUGGCUUCCCUUUUCCCGAUAACGGCGUCGUUCCCUUUUUCACAAAGGCCCACCAAUCGCAUCCAGGCUUGUGCAAUCUCCACGUCGCCUGCUUCCUCGGCGCGUGGUUUCAACAGCUUGCUCAGAAACUCGACGAAUGCCCCACCGACCAGGACAAGCUUUGCCGUCUCUUGGACCUUAAUCGCCUCGACCAGAGUUAUGGUGAAAACAAACAGCGCCUCGAGCUUUUCGCAGACAUUUGCGAGCAGGCCAAGCUCCUUAUAGGCCGAGCACCCGGGAACUUGCUCAAGGAGAAACAGUACCAGGAGAUCUUCCAGCAUUACAUCUACCCGCCCUAUACGUACCUCCAGCAACAGGUCAGCCGUAUCUCGCUCCACAUGCAAUCGCUUCGCCACCAAACCGGUUCCGCAACACGUGCGCCUCCAGUGAUCGUAGCUGUCGACGAGUGCGUCGAGAUGAACGUUGUUGGAGAAAACGGCGGAAACAAUCCCCUCAACAGCCUUCGUCGAGCGUGGUGCUAUCUCAGCGAUGUCCAAGCUCGUCAAAGGGACACGACCUUCUGGCUUGUGCUCAUGAGCACCAGCAGCAGUGCUGCUGAUCUCGUCGAGCACAUUGAUGCUCAAACGUCGAUUCGUAGCAAAGAUGCGGUGCCACUUCCAACCUUUGUUGGCGUCGGCUUUGACACGCUCGUGACAGAGCAGCAGAGCCUCUGUCGCGCUUCGGAAGCGUUUAUGAAAGAACACAUCAUCACCUACGGACGGCCGCUGUGGAGUUCCCUCGAAAAACGCGGCUUCUGGGACUUUGUCAAGGACAAGUUGACCGGUGGCAAAGCGUUUUCCAUUGAAGACGCGGCACACUGCUUCAGUAUUCUGGCUUCGCGGCUUGCGCUGAGCCUUGUUCCCACCUACUCGUCCAGCUCACCCCUGUUUGCGAAGCAAAAGGUGUUCAUGGACAUGGCCGUCGACCGUCACAUGCGCAUCGUCAACCAUAUCACCGACGAGGCCGCUAUGUACAUUCAUUCGCCCUCAGAACCCGUGUUGGCUAUUGCUGCCUCGCUCUGCAUGUUGUCUUCUCCUUUCCAAGGAGAACUUUCGAUCAUCAAAGACAGCAGCCAGCCGAUAGGCGACAGGUACGGACCCAUUCUAGAGAAUUUCUGGCGACAAUGCCUGCUGGACCCGGUCAUUUCUUCGCUCAAAGGCACCUAUGGUGAGCUUGCCUCGCGUCUCGCCUUGAUGGUAGCUUGCGACGCUGCAAAGCGCCAACGGAUCAAUGACCUCGAGCCGGGCCACACAGGUAGUCUCGAUCUCGCGGCCAGCAUCAUCAGCCAAGCUGUGCCGCUCGAAACCGUCCUGGCAGGCCUUGCCGAUCUCGACCAGGGCCAUUUUGCACAGCUCCGUCAACGCAUUCGAAACGUCUAUGAUGGUGGCUGGCGAAAGGGUCUUUUUGCGAUGUCACGACAAGGUGGGGUGACGGAUGAAACGCCUCCAGCAUAUAUCCACUUCACGCACUUUGAUGUGCUACCUAACGAGAUCAUGGAGAUUACGCCCGAAUACUUGUGGUACUGCUGGAAGCGUGGAGUCGCUCUGCAGAUGGCGCACGACCAGCACGGCAUCGACGGCAUCAUCCCCGUCUUCAUGGGCCGUCUCGACCAGCCUUUUGCUGAAGCGGAUGCAAAUGACAGCGUGGAUGGCGACAGCGGUGCCAGCCGCCUCGAGAAGCACGCCGCACGCUACAUGACUUAUGUUGCCUGGGAAGCCAAGAACCAAGCUGCUCCACAGACGACAGAGUGCGAUCCAUUCAAAGCGGCCAAGCUUGCGGGGCCGCGCCUCCUUCGCCCUUCGGUCACUCCGUCAGAACAGGAGCCACUUACCCAGCGCGCUCUGAUCAACGUGCUCCUCGAUUUGGGCACCAAAUCUUCGUUCAGUAACGCACCUCGAGGCUUGCGACCGCGACUGCAGCCCAUCACGGGUCAGGAUUGUCCUCGUCUCUCUAUCCGAGGAGUGCUCGACAAGCACGCCUACCCUUGUCUCGACUUUUUCCAGAUCCGCCCGAUUUUCCUCAAGAUCCUGACUGCCGAUCUCACCUCCCACGGCCAUGGCCAUCUCAACACCGUGUUGAAUCCUGUGUGGAAUCAGCAAGUACAACCGAGCCUGCCCUCGGUCUCGGGUGCAUUCACUGAUCAGGAGCAACGUCAGACGUCCGAGAUCACCAUGGACCUCGACUGA